Diabrotica balteata is the source of this 1155-nucleotide messenger RNA. The record is from the annotation of a GenBank genome assembly. Lineage: Eukaryota; Metazoa; Arthropoda; Insecta; Coleoptera; Chrysomelidae.
AUGGACACGUUACUUCUUAAUUCAAUAUCAAGUCCAAUUAUCUUGGAUAAAACAGUUAAAAUUAACAAAUUGAUAAUUCAGUUGACUGGUACAGUAGACGAACGAUUUAUUUCAAGUGUUUUCCUUAAAAAUUUAACCAUAAUUGAUUCUCAUAUAGAAUUACUAAAGAAUAAUUGCUUCGUCGAUUUACCGCUAUUAAAAUCUCUAAAUUUUAUAAAUACAACAAUUGACGUUUCUGAAGAUAACAUUUUUAAUGGUUUAAUGAGUUUAACUUAUUUAGAUGCUUCACAAAUAUUUCAAAAUAAAACGUUGCUAAAAGAAUAUACAUUUCAAGAUAUGCGUAAUUUAGAAGUUCUUAAUAUCUUCAAUUCUGCCUUAGAAACAAUAGAAAAUAACGCUUUUGUUGGACUUUCGAAAUUACAGCAAUUACACUUAGAAGGAAAUAAAAUAUCCUCAAUUAAUCAAGCUUUAUUUCAACCAUUAACAAUUAAAACUUUAAAUCUGUCAAGAAACAAAUUAACAGUUGUUAAUUUAACGGCAAUCACUAACGAUUUACCCAAUUUGCUUGCACUUAAUCUUAGCUCGUCAUCUAUAAAAAUUGUCCAAACCUCAAACUCGGGAAGUCCAAAUACAGUUAAAUAUUUAGACCUCUCAAAUAAUUAUAUUACAAAUCUUGAUUCACAAACAUUUACAUUAUUCAAAGAUUUAGUUGAGUUGCAUCUUCAUAGCAACGAAUUGUCAACAUUUGGGUAUGAAACCUUCAUUUACACAAAAAAUCUUCAAAAAUUGAGAUUAGAUAAUAAUAAAAUUAGUUCCUUGAGGGCUGGUGUAUUGGAUGGAUUAGAACAAUUAUCAUUUCUUAAUAUAUCCGAUAAUAAAAAUUUAUUUUACGAAAAUAAUUUGGUACCGUUUCGAACUCUUAGAAAUUUAUGUACGUUUUAUGUAGAUAACACUAGCUUGAGACGCUCUAUUAUUGAUGUGACAACAUUUAGAAAAACGUUUCCUAGUUUAUCCACAAUUGGUAUUAAUAACAACCAGUUUGCUUGUAUUGAUUUGUUAAAUAUAAUGAUAUAUUUGGAUGAUUGCAACAUUAACUACACGCCUUAUAAUCCAAAAAUUGAUGUAACAAAUUUGAAUGGGUUAACAUGUAUUUAA